GACCGAUGGUCUGCACCCCGGUAGAUGCUCCCCAAGCAGCGCCCCCUUCCUCUCCUCCCUACCCUUCGAAGAGCUGAGCCCCACACGGGGGAGCGGAUCUAAGAAGAGGCGAGAAGAGCUCGCACAGGACUCGCCCCUGCCCAGCUCCAUGUCUGCUCCUCGCCGGGAGGGGCGUGAGGGGCUAGCGGGCCCUGGAUACCGGACGGCGGCCCCUGAGGAGUCCCUCCAGUCGGCUUGCUCCGCGGCCUGUGUGGCAGCCUCUUCGGAGUUGAGAGGGAGCCCUGGAGGCUCCCACAGGAUCCCUCCAGAGAUUGGGCAGGAGGGAACGGGAAUCCAGGGAUUGGCUCGCCCCGAAGCGGGUACAAGGUAGCGGGGCGCCCUCCUGCCUAGCCCCUGCUGGGCCUCCCCGCUGCCAGUCCCGCCGGUCACGCUGCGACCCGCAGACCGGGUUGUCAAGACAUCCAGUGCCUCUUGGCCCAAACCCCACUGGGCUGAGGCGGGUGUUUGGCCCCCUCCCCAAGCCUGGCAGCGGAGGGAGAGGGGGCCUGGACCAGAGGGGGCGGGGCAUAACUCUCUCCGGAGGCUAAAGGCGAAAGUGUCAGGGUCCCUUUUUCCACUCCGAGGGACCCUAGGACUGGGAGCUAAACUCUGAGGUGCAGAGCCCGAUCCGCUGGUACCCCCAGGCAAGGCCGCAGGAUCCUACAGCACCUCCUUAUGGCUGAACGGGGGAAAGCAACCUCUUUUAUCCCUCUCCCUUCCACUGUCCCUUAUGCCUGUCCCUUUAAGGGGCUGGCGACGCCGCGGAGUGGGGCGGACUGUACCACCGGCCGCAGACUGCAGGGGGAAAAUCUCGGGCUGACGUGCCCUCGCAGCUGCGACUUCUGCAGGAAGCCUCAUCGAGAGGGGCUUCAUGGUCCCAUAUAGGAAGCCGCCCUUCCGGGCAGAGGGUUUGGAGGCCCUGGAAGCCGAAACCCGGAACUGGGACCGCGGGAGGCCGACAUACCCUCCCUCCUGGGUCGCAAGUCUUGCCCAGGGCCCGCCUCCGUGCUGGGUUCUUAAAGGAGCCGGGGGCCAGGGGGCCGAGCCAGCAGAGGCGCCGAGCCGGGGCAGUGCCUGGGAGAGCGGCCGGAGUUUGCUGGGCUGGACUGGGGACGGCGGUGGCGGCGAUGGCCAUGGAGUGGGUCCCGGCUACGCCCCGCGCGAGUUCCUGAACUGGUGCCAGACAGGUGACACCAUCUUCCUGCAGCCUCCAGCAUGCAGGCAGGCCCGAGCCCCUCCGUCACACUGGCCCUGAUGCUGGCGGUGGCAUGGGCCACAGAGCUCAAGCCGACAGCGCCUCCCAUCUUCACAGGCCGGCCCUUCGUGGUAGCAUGGGAUGUGCCCACACAGGACUGCGGCCCACGCCACAAGGUGCCACUGGACCUGAAGGUCUUCGAUGUGCAGGCCUCACCUAAUGAGGGUUGGGUGAACCAGAACAUUACCAUCUUCUACUACGAUCGGCUGGGCCUAUAUCCGCGCUUUGAUUCAGAGGGGCGGUCUGUUCAUGGUGGCCUGCCACAAAAUGGCAGCCUCCCAGCACACCUGAAGACACUGAAGGCACAUGUGGUUCACUACAUUCGCACACAGGAGCCUGCUGGGCUGGCAAUCAUUGACUGGGAGGACUGGCGGCCUGUGUGGGUACGCAACUGGCAGGACAAGGAUGUGUACCGUCAGUUGUCACGCCAGGUGGUGGCCAACCGCCACCCCGACUGGCCACAGGACUGCGUGAGCAAGCAGGCACAAUACGAGUUUGAGUAUGCUGCACGGCAGUUCAUGCUGGAGACACUGCGGUGGGUCAAAGCAGUGCGUCCCCGGCACCUCUGGGGCUUCUACCUCUUCCCUGACUGCUACAACCAUGAUUAUGUGCAGAACUGGGCCACCUACACGGGUCGCUGCCCUGAUGUUGAGGUUGCCCGCAAUGACCAGCUGGCCUGGCUGUGGGCUGAGAGCACGGCCCUCUUUCCCUCUGUCUACCUAGAUGAAAUACUUGCCUCCUCUGCCCAUGGCCGCAAGUUUGUCAGCUUUCGUGUACAAGAGGCUCUUCGCGUGGCUCACACCCACCAUGCCAACCAUGCACUCCCUGUCUAUGUCUUCACGCGGCCCACCUAUAGCCGUGGGCUCACAGGGCUCAGUGAGAUGGACCUCAUCUCCACCAUUGGCGAAAGCGCGGCCCUGGGUGCAGCCGGCGUCAUCCUCUGGGGUGACGCAGGGUAUACCACGAGCACGAAUACCUGCCGGUACCUCAAGAAUUACCUGACGCAGCUGCUGGUCCCUUAUGUGGUCAACGUGUCCUGGGCUGCCCAGUAUUGCAGCUCGGCCCAGUGUCAUGGCCAUGGACGUUGUGUGCGCCGUGACCCCAGUGCCAAUGCCUUCCUGCACCUCAGCACCAGCAGCUUCCGCCUAGUGCCUGGCCAUGGACCUGGUGAGCCCCAGCUACGACCCGAGGGGGAGCUCAGCAGGGCCGACCUUGACCACUUGCAGACACACUUUCGCUGCCAGUGCUACUUGGGUUGGGGUGGUGAGCAAUGCCAGUGGGACCAUGGGAAGGCAGCUGGGGGUGCCAGCCAGGCCUGGGCUGGGCCCCACCUCCCCAGCCUGCUGGCUCUGACAGCCCUGCCCCUCACCUGGACCUUGUAGGGGUCUCCCACGCAGCUGCCAGGCAAGCUGGCCUCUGCCACAAGGGCUCUGCUGGGCAUGUAGGAGCCUGUAGGAGUAGGCGAAUGAGUCCGGAGGGGGCAGAGCCCCCAGGAUGCCCAGCAAGGCAUCCAUACCAGCUCUCACCACCCCACCUCUGUUCUAAGGGGGAGGGGCAGUCUCCUGGGAGGCCCCAUCUCUCCCUGCUGGGGGGGUGGGGAAGGGGGACAUAACCAGAUAGGGGAGGGCCUGACCCUACUCCCCGGCCCUUGACUAGUUUAUUGUUAUUAUUUUGGGGUCUCUUUUGUAAAUUAAAUAUAAAACAAAUGCUUCUGUGCUUGAACUUUCUGCACCUGGGCCAGGGUAUGGGAGGGAGAUUCCAGGGUCUCCCGAGAGGUUUGAGCUCAGCUUUGUCUGUGCCUGUGAAUCCUGUUCUGGGGACUUCUCAUCUAUAAAAUGCAUUUGCUGGGACCUGAGUCUGUGGACCCACAGCUGCCUACUCUGCCACUGUCCUACUGGGGCAGGGGCCACUGGGAGUGAAGGGACCCACAUUCUAUCGCAGCACCAAGGGCCUUGCUUAUUCCAUAUUGAUUGGCAAGGGCUAGGGCCAAACCUUGUGUGAGAGACCUGUACCCUCAGCUGGGCUUGUGCGGGCUCCCCCGCCUUGCCUCGCCCACCCAGGGAGAAGGGGGAAGUGGAUGUUUGAUCUUCCCUGGCUGGGCAGGUAGCCAGCCACCCCUCCCUGCUGUUCCCACAGGCUAGAGUCUCUCCUCCACUCCCCUCUCCGGAGAGCUAGAGCAGUGGACUCCAGCCGCACAUACCAUACCUCUUCCUGCCUGGGUCGGGGAGGAGGAGCAGGCAGGGGCUUGGGAUCUGAAUCCUGAAGUUCAGUCCCCAUCCCACUUUAGAGAUACAUUCUAGGACUGGGGGGCCAUCCUCAGCCUGGGAGCAGAGGCAUCCUCAAAGGUCAGCUCUGUCCUGACAAUGAGAGGGCAUGGCUAGUGCCAGGUUGUCCUAUGGGGAAGAAAUAGCAGCUGGAGCAGUCAGACCAGCUCUGAUCUGUGUCACCACACCCACCUCUGACAGGAGUUACUCUGGGUAGGUCCCUGCCCCUCCCCUCAGCCAUCAAACCCACACCCAGUUCCCCUUCUGAGUCAGAGAUGACUCACCUGUGGGCACUGGCUAGCCCAGCUGCUUGGGGCUCGGGGAGAUAACUUCCUACAUCUUGUUU
Messenger RNA from Loxodonta africana (African savanna elephant), 3904 nucleotides. It is a transcript of the gene HYAL2, whose product is annotated as hyaluronidase 2. The coding region runs from base 1255 to 2676 and encodes 473 amino acids. Gene Ontology annotation, biological process: carbohydrate metabolic process; hyaluronan catabolic process. The transcript is spliced from 4 exons. Gene Ontology annotation, molecular function: hyalurononglucosaminidase activity; hyaluronoglucuronidase activity. The record is from RefSeq and is a predicted model, not a curated record. Lineage: Eukaryota; Metazoa; Chordata; Mammalia; Proboscidea; Elephantidae. Gene Ontology annotation, cellular component: cytoplasmic vesicle.